Messenger RNA from Ectocarpus siliculosus, 1586 nucleotides. NCBI's taxonomy places the organism in Eukaryota, Phaeophyceae, Ectocarpales, Ectocarpaceae. The record is from the annotation of a GenBank genome assembly.
GUGCUUCUCUACCUCUGCACCUGAUGAGAGUUCACCCACGAGUGACGUCUAUCGCGAGCAUUGGCCAGCUUACUUUCGCAGGGCCUCGAUUCCACGUCGCUGGAUGGCAUCUUGUCAGCUGCUGCUCCCCGUCGGGCAGCGACAAUGUGCCAACGACCCGCGCGACAUCAAAAGGUCGUGAUGGAAUGCUGGCAAUGCCUCGCCAUGAGCGAAAGGCUGCACGAAAGUCUAGGUCUUUCAGGAGGAGACAGGCGCCCAUUACCCGAGGUCAGAGGAGAACGCUCCGCGAGCUGUGGCCGAAGUACGGGCUAGUCAUGGACUUCGAAAGAAGAUGGGAUUUCGACCAGAUAUUCGCGGCUGAGACCGGUGCAGCGGUUACGUUCGACAUUGGGUUCGGCUCGGGGGAAAGCUUGGUUGAAAUGGCAGCCAUGCGCCCCAAGGAGAACUUCGUUGGCAUAGAGGUGCACAAGCCUGGCGUAGCCGCGGCAUUGGCGCGGCUAGAGGCGGAAGGGCUGCCGAACGUGAAGAUCGCCCAAGGGGACGCGAUAACGGCCCUUGCCGACCACAUCGAAGACGGGAGCCUGAGUUCGUGCUGCAUUUUCUUCCCGGAUCCGUUUCCUCAGGACAGGGAUACGGAGAGGCGACUAGUACGGCCGCUCCUGUUGUCUCUGCUCGCCUCCAAGCUUCAACCGGGCGGGACCCUGCACGUGGCGACCGAUGUAGACGGCUACGCCGAACACACCGUUCGGGUCAUGUCGACGUGGACGCCCGAGAAGCGGCCAAAUACCGCGCGGCCGUCGUCGUCGACAAUGCCAUCAGGAACAGCAGCGGCAGAGGAUACGGAACUGGGGUUCCAACAACUUGGAGGUGUCCGUCGGGAAGAGCAGCGUCAGGGAGAGGAAAUUGCCGAUGUCAUGCGUGGAGGGCCCCAGCAGCAACAGCGGGCGGGGAGCAACGGAGACAGCGCUAGACUUGUUUCGGAGGUGUCGGCGUGUUGGGUAGGAGGGGAGACUGCGGAACGCCCCUCAUGGCGGCCUUUCACCAAGUAUGAGGAGAAAGCGCGCGAGGCCGGUAGAAGCGUCCGAGAUUUUGCCUACCGGUUAGAGUUGCCAGGAGCAGGACUUGAAGCGAAGAUUCCGGCCGGCACGUGAGCGAGGCGAUUGCUUUGCUCUCAACGUUUAUUUUAGCAAGAGUGCUGGAGAAUGCAGACGUGCUUCUGGAGGUGAUGGAUGCCCCUUGGUGGCCAUCAAAUCACGUGCUUGGUGUCGCUGGAUGGUGUGGGAGGACGGGACAUGCAAAAGUGCUGAUGCACCUUUGAAGUCGUCCUCGUCGUCACCCGCCCAAAGCAUGUGUCAUUUUCCGUCAGUACGGGUUUGAUUGUUUGCACGACAAGCCCUAAUAAAAGCCCGAGAAGGCCGGCGCUUUGCAGAGAGAGCCGUUUUCCGCACGCAACGUAUCUUCCGCACACCUAUCAGCGUUUGGGGAACUAAAGAGACACUGAAGAUUUGUUUGCAACUCAUCUUCACAUUGACUUCGGUGAGGAUUUUGUGCAGUUGAGAGGCAAAAUCUCAGCUAGGCUACAAGAG